AUGAAAAAAGGGGAAAUUACCUUGAUGGUCCUAGCAGACUUUAGCAAAGCAUUUGACACCAUUUGUUUUAAAAGCACCAUUGAAAAGUUUUAUAAGUUGGGCUUCUCAACGACCUUCCUGAAGUGGUUGCUGAGCUAUUUAUCUGGUCGUUCCCAGUUUGUGCAGAUAGACGAUAAAUCUUCUUCUCAUAAACCAAUACAUUUUGGAAUUCCUCAAGGAUCGAUCCUGGGGCCAUUGAUUUUUAACCUCUACGUUGCUGACUUGAAUGACGUCAUUUCUUCUCAUAUCAACUGUUAUCAGUAUGCAGACGAUACAACCUUGUAUAAUCAUUGCAAAGUGGCAGACCUCACGACUGGGGAAACGAGCAUGAAUAAAACUCUCACUAAACUUAGCAAUUGGUCACAAGGAUCGAAUCUGGCACUUAAUCCAACCAAGACAAAAUGUAUGCUGUUCACUACCAGUCAGAUGUCAACAUACCACUCCCUGUCAUCGCGCCCUCUGCAGCUUGCUGUUGAAGAGAAA
Paramuricea clavata is the source of this 522-nucleotide messenger RNA. The record is from the annotation of a GenBank genome assembly. NCBI's taxonomy places the organism in Eukaryota, Metazoa, Cnidaria, Anthozoa, Malacalcyonacea, Plexauridae.